ACAAGCAUCUUCAAACCGAGACGGAAAAGAACUCGUUUUCGAGAUAGCGUUCAAAGUUUUCCAUUUCCCGCGAAACAGAACAGUUCACGAAAUGUAGACAGCGAAUUGCGCAGGUUCGUGGAGCAAAUAUCAUCUGUCGGUAGGCACGUCGGUUCGGCAGUUUAAAAUAUGAAACCAUACAAAAAAGAGGAAGUUUCCGUUGUCAUCUCAAUGUUUCCGAAAGAGGGUGGAAAGUUAAUGCAGCCAACUUUUGUGACUACCGUAGGUUACCUACUAGGGAUUUCAGCGAUAAUGGAAUGAAAGUUAUAAUUAAAAGAAUGUUUGUGUUUAUAAUGGACAUUUGCUUACUGGAAACAGCAACAUUUGGGACAAUGAAGGCCAAUGUGUCAGAACGAAAGCGGUCAAAAAGCAAUAUGAUUUGCAUAAUGGGACGCAGAAGAUUAUGGCCACCGCAGUAGAUCCCUUGUGAGAUUUUUUGUGGAACGUUCUGAGUGGUUAUGCAAGGAUGAAUAUUUAGGAAGUUCCAUGGUUAUAAUAAAUGUACGCUCACCAAUGUGAUUAUACUGGAAUAUCGUGAAUCCGUUGCAUCAUUUCCAAAAGCCAUAGCAAAGAACCAUCCUGUGGUUCCAUCAUGUCUUUAUAGCAUAAUAAAUCAUGAAAUAAAUCCGUACGAGUGUACAGCAAAAAACGGUUAUGCUAUUCGCGAGUAGCGCAUGCCGAGGGAGAGUUUAGUACAGUAUACACAGAAUGAAGCACGUUGUACUAACACUUAACGAAGUUUGAAUAGAAUGCUUUCAAUAUGUAGACGGGCGUUAUAACAUCGAAAACACCACCUUCACGGAUAGCAAUUAUUGUGUGCGUCGAUAGUUUAAAGACUGUUUCGUGAGAUAUGGGCAGAAGCUAAAAAAUAGAACAAUCAUAAUAAUUACAUGCAAACCCGUUUCGAUACCGGUGUUUGUCCAUGUAACAAAACCUUGCGGUAGAAGUGAAUGAAAAAUGCAUUGAGUGAUAGUGUAUCAAUGGAAGACAAUUACUAAAAGCUGUACUAGAAAGUAGACAUAUGUCAGUUUGCGUGUCGUCUGCCUUGUCAAUUGCGACGAGCCUUGUGGCAGUGGCCGGUAUUCCCGGUGGAACAGGUCUCACCGGUGGUAGCAUGUCACUGUCGCACAUGUCCAUGUCGCAGUCGAUGAUGCAUCCAUUGUCCCAUGCACUUCUGGCCUCGUCCAUGCUCAACAUGCCCGGAAUCGAACGCCAACCGCAGAACACGUCCACCAUGUCCAAACAGCAGCCACCACAAGUGCACAAUUCUCAACGCCACCACCCGCUUCUCCACUCAUCACCACUCGCCAGCGGAUCCACCGGCAGUGACAUUACAGAUCAUCCCAAUCCGGAUAUGCUGCUGGCGCUGAUAGCGCGGAACAAAGCACUCGAAGCAACUAUUCCAAAGUGCGGCGGUUGCCAUGAGCUAAUACUAGACCGAUUUAUCCUCAAAGUGUCCGACCGAACGUGGCACGCCAAGUGUCUCCAGUGUAGCGAUUGUCACGUACAGCUCAAUGAGAAAUGUUUUGCUCGAAAUGGUCAAUUAUUUUGCAAAGAUGACUUUUUCAAGCGGUACGGCACGAAAUGUGCAGCUUGCGAUUUGGGAAUUCCUCCAACGCAAGUGGUCCGGCGGGCCCAGGACAACGUCUAUCAUCUACAGUGCUUUAUGUGUUCAAUGUGCUCGCGACAACUGAACACCGGCGAUGAGUUUUAUCUGGUAGAGGAUGGGAAACUCAUUUGCAAGCCGGAUUACGAAGCAGCGAAAGCUAAAGGUUUAUAUCUCUCCGACGGAUCACUGGAUGGUGAAUCAUCAAACAAACGUCCUCGCACAACAAUAACCGCCAAACAGCUGGAGACACUGAAGAGUGCAUACAACAGCAGCCCUAAGCCAGCACGACACGUACGCGAACAGUUGUCACAGGACACUGGACUGGAUAUGCGAGUAGUGCAAGUGUGGUUCCAGAAUAGGCGUGCCAAAGAAAAACGACUGAAAAAAGAUGCCGGCCGAACGAGAUGGAGUCAAUAUUUCCGUUCAAUGAAGGGUGGUGGCUCACCAAGCAGGCAUGAUAAACUCUUAGAUAAGGACGAAUUGAAAAUCGAUCUAGAUAGUUUUAGUCAUCAUGAUCUUAGCAACGAUAGCUUUAGUACUUCAAACAUGGGUCUGGAAGAUGGUGCUUCACCCCACAGCGGCCGCGGUUCAUACAUCCACGGCAACGGAAGUCCGCCUCCGUACCUAUCAAGUCAUUCACCUCCGCCCAUGGGACCGGGACAUCAUUUCGGUUCCUAUCCAGACAAUAUUGUAUAUACUCCACUAGGUCAACCUGUCAACUCAAUGCACCAUGGCGGUCCCCGGGGUCCCCACGGGAUGCACGGUAGUGCGGUGUCCGACAUGAGUAACGACUCCAGUCCUGCCCACGGUUAUCCCGAUUUCCCGCCCAGUCCCGAUUCAUGGCUCGGUGAAUCGUGCCCACCGAAUGGAUCCGUUUCUUCCGCGGUAGCGCACCAGCAGCAACAACCAGUGCCGCCCCCAACAGCGCCGUCGGUACCGUCGGCUUCCGCUGUAGCGAUACCGCAAACCAAUGGCAAUCAUGUACCGUCGGGGUUGCACUACUGAUGCGUCGAAACGGUGCAGGUAUCGAGAGGAGCUUAGAUUUUAUUAAAUCGGAUUGAUUUAUCGUAUCGAUUAAUCGCGGGACUUACUAGUGGGCAUCGCUUAUUUUGGGCAAUGGGUUCAAAACUGUGAUUACAAUUUUGUAAACCAUAUUUGGCAAAUUUUACAUUCAAUGAAACAUUUGUUGAAGUUUUAAAUUCGUUUGUUUGAAACAAACAUCGGAAGCAAUUCUACCAUAAAUAUGUGCGCAUUCGAAUUUGAAAUUGAAUAACUUUUUUCAUAAAAUCAAACAGAUUUCUGGUACAAAUCAAAUGCUAAAAUUUUUGGGUGAAAUCUGUAAGAAAAAUGAAAUAGAGGCGUUGUGUAUAGAUUGGCCCAGCUGGAAAUGAAGGGAAUCAAAUCAAAUUUGAAUCAUUUGUUUGAGAACCUGCAUAUUGACGGUUCCAUGCAAUACUGGAACAACACAAAAAUUUUCGUUUUUGACAAUUUGAAUACAAAGCACGAAAAAUAGUAAGAAGUUUCACAUGACAAAGACCCUGGUCAAAAUUCGCAAUAUAUCUAAAGUUAUGACAAUUUUAAAAUUUGACGAUCUUUCGAAUUGCUUUGAAUUUGUCAUUUUUCCAAGUUUUUUGCUGAAACACAUGCAUCGUGAUGAACUUAUAAUCUCAAUAUAAAAUCACGAAUCGCAUAAUUUUCAGUUUCCGCCGAUCCAUUCGAUUAAUUUAUGUCAUAGGUGGCAUUACGGAAUGGAUUAGCUGUCUCCUUGUAGUUUAUAUAAAAGCAAUCACAAAUCAAUAUUACUAAGUGUUUGUGCCAGUUACUAUCUCAAUUUCAUCUCAACUUUGAACUCUAACCAUUGAACCAAUUGUGUGGAGGAGUAAGUGCCUUUUAAAUUUUAAAAACACGUAAUCACGUUUGAUAAUCAAUAUAAAACCAAGACCCCGGGUUUACAGUUUUACUGAAAAGAAGCAAAUUGGCACCACAUGAUUGACCGACUUCAUAUGAGCCCAUGAGCAUGUUUUGAAACAAUUAAUUGCAUAUUAUUCGGCAACUCGGCCGUACGAAAAACCAUUUUUUUUGUUAAAUAUCUAUUGUGCAUAUGCACAGCACAUGUUUCGAAAUGGACAAAUUGAUAUGAAAUUUGCGAAAAAGAAUCCUCGUGUCUUGGAGGGACUCGAACCCUCAACCUCCUACUCUCUAGAUAGGCGUGAUAAUUCCUACACAACAAGAUCACUUAAAGGUCACGUUUGCGGAAAAGCCAUCAGAAUCCGAGUAACAACCUCCACCGCGGUUAGCUCUCUUUUUUGCAAAUUGAAUAUCUUUCGGAUGCUUGAUUUGUCCAAUCUCCACAUGUGCUUUACUGUACCAGUCAAGUGUACCAUACCAGUCCGCCCAGCCCGUUGUUGGGGGCAUGGGGUGCGAUGCGAUCCUCUCGUUUAAUAAACAAUGUGCACUCGCUUGACUGUGUUGUUUGAUAAAAUUUUGAUAAGUAAUGCGCUAUAAUUUUCAAAUUGUUCGCAAAUCAAUUUUAUGUAUACAAAAUAACAAUGGUUUUAGAUUCUAUAUUUAAACGAAUGUUCUUAAGUUACUGUUUUUGAUAUUUUACCUCACAUGCUGGACACUUGAAUACCUGAUAAUGGCAAAGUGUAUUAGGCAUUAAAUACUUUAGCCAAGUAUCUAAAAGAUUUAAAGAAAACUAUCUAGAGCUUUUUGGUGGAUAGUCUUCACUUGUCAUAAGACGAGUUAGUACUAUCCUAUUUAAAUCCAGCAAUUGAAUGUAACUUCACAGACAAUUAUUUCGACUCCUACAAAAGGGCCGUAAGGUUAUUUUCUCCUACUGAAAACUCCAAGGCCAAGAGAAACGCCACAUUUACAUUAUCAAAUGGCACAGCAUUGUUGAGUAAAUUGUUUCCGUGAUUAACACUAACAGGGGAUCAUUUUGUUUGCCUAUCUCGAGAUUAAUGUGUUUAAAUGUUCGCUGAAUGUCGUAACUUUCCUAUUUCAUCAGUUAUAUGGUUUAUUGGUUUCACAAAUAAAAAAUUUGGGUGAACAGAAAAAAAAAUUAUUGGAUCUAUUAUAUAAAGAUUAAUUACAAAAACCCACUGCCCAUAACAAAGUGAUAUUUCUAAUACUGUCGUACAUACGUAAUUGAAAAAAAUCCAACGUGGUUUCUGCAAUGUUACUAGUUCAAAGAACUAAAAGAGUCACUUUUAGAAUAUUUGUUUUUCGAUAAUCAUGCAAUAAUAUCUUACAUAGAUAUUUAGUAAAGUUAUCAUUUAUCAUUUGUUCUUUCAUAAUACCUUAACAAUGCCAAAAAAUUAUUACAUACAAACACAUUACAAAUUAAACAAAGCGAGAAACUGCUAGUCCAAUGGAUGUAAACUCAACUAGUCUUAUUUAGAUAAACCGUAACCUUAAAAAUGUAUAUUUGAUGCCAUCGAUUCGACGGAAAUGGAUUUCGAAGCUACGAAGAGAAUGUCCUUUGUUUUCUUCUGAUAAGUUGUGUAUCAUAUCUCUGAAAUAGGUUUACCAAAGUAUAGUUUGAGUAACUAAAACUGAUAAGUUCCUUAACAGUUAGUCCUAAAACAAAAACAGGAGAGAAUAGUUCUUAAGUUCACUGUAUUCAAAAGCCCUAAAACUAGGAAAAUAUCUUCAAUUCGAAACGUUAGAAUCCGUGUCAAACUCUAGUCUUUGUUUCAAACAGCAAUCAAAUUUCACGGUAAACUAUAAGCACAUAGCAUUUACUAAAUGGAAGCCAGCAGUUGGUUGGAAUCUAUAUAGGUGUAAACUAAACUAUUUUUCCUAACGUUAUUUAGUAGCACGGAAUGAAAGUGUAAAUAGACUUCAAGAAUGAGAAUUUAACGUUUAAGUAGAAACAACACAAAGAAACAAAUCCUUAUUCAGAUAGCUGAGUACUAUGUAAAAACUAAUGUGUAUAUAUUUAUUUAAUUUAUUGCUAAACGAAAUGAUAAUGAGACCUUUACAAACAUUACAUCCUUAAAAAGAAAAUACAUUCA
This is a messenger RNA of Armigeres subalbatus, 5667 nucleotides long. RefSeq names its product LIM/homeobox protein Lhx3 (gene Lim3). The record is from RefSeq and is a predicted model, not a curated record. Gene Ontology annotation, biological process: regulation of transcription by RNA polymerase II; neuron differentiation. Gene Ontology annotation, cellular component: nucleus. NCBI's taxonomy places the organism in Eukaryota, Metazoa, Arthropoda, Insecta, Diptera, Culicidae. Gene Ontology annotation, molecular function: DNA-binding transcription factor activity, RNA polymerase II-specific; zinc ion binding; RNA polymerase II transcription regulatory region sequence-specific DNA binding. The transcript is spliced from 8 exons. The coding region runs from base 1061 to 2653 and encodes 530 amino acids.